Molecule: messenger RNA, 1268 nt
Organism: Prorocentrum cordatum
Lineage: Eukaryota; Dinophyceae; Prorocentrales; Prorocentraceae
Source: the annotation of a GenBank genome assembly
AUGGCGGAGAAUGCAAAAUGCGAUCCUGGCGCGUGCGCAAGGGGCUUCGAGCUGCGGGUCGCUAAGGAGAUACGCAGAGUGAUCCAGCAGAGCAUCGAGCUGAGCAGCCAGUGCAGCGGCCACCUGCGCCAGCUCGAGGAGGAAGUCUCGGCGGCUUCCGCGGCGCCGCCGCCGCAGCACCUUGCCGCGGACGCCGACGACGAGGUGUCGCUGCUGCGGCGGCGGCUCGGGCAGCAGCACGACGAGCACCAGGCGGCCCUCGAGGAGUGCCGCAGGCUCGAGAGCUUCCUGGAGGUCGCCGCCAGCGAGGCGCAGGCGCAGAGGUCCGAGGCGGAGGAGCUCCGCUGCCAGGAGCUGGAGGGCAGGUGCCAGCAGCUCUGCGAGGAGAUCGAAGCCCUGCAGCUGCAGCUGCGGGACGGGCCGGGCCUCCGGGACAGCGCCGAGGACGGCAUGCUGCCCGCCACGUGCGUGCUGACCGACGAGGUGGAGCACCUCCAGGCCCAGCUUGCCGAGCAGCAGCGCCGCCGGACCCAGGAUCAGCUGGAGAUGGAGCAGCGCCCCGGGCAGCUGCGGAGGGAGACGCGGGCGCUGCAGGAGAAGCUGCAGGAGACGCUCGAGGCGCGCGAGCGGGCGGACCGCGAGCUGGAGCGGCUGCAGCAGUCCCACGAGCGCGAGCUGGAGGAGCUCCGCAGCACCGCCGUGGAGCGCGCGGCCGCGACGCGCAUCCGGGAGGAGAAGGAGCUGCUGCGGGAGGCGCUGUCCAAGGACGCGGCGCGCUCCAGGCGCCGCAUCGAGUUCUUCGACCAGAAGGUGCAGCAGCUGCUGGCCGAGUCGGAGGACCUCCGCCAGCGCGCGGAGCUCGCCUGGCAGUCUGUGCCCGACACCCCGGAGCACGCCAGCGCGGAGGUGGAGGCCCUGCAGGAGCAGGUGAGCAGCUGGCAGGCGCGGCUGCUGGCGUCCGGGCGCGAGCGGGAGGCGCUGCAGGCCGAGCGCGACCUGGCCCGCCAGGAGCUCGAGAACUCCCUGGUGGAUGCCCGGGUGGCUGAGCAGAAGCUCCGGCUGCUGCGCGACCGCACGGCCGCCAGAGCUCCUGCCGCCGUCGUGAACUUGGUCGCCCACCCCUUUCGCUCCCCCCCCCACCCUCUCAGAUGAGGUCACCGUGUUGACGUCGAUUGGCGUACUUCAGCGAAUCGAUGGCACGCGGAUGAGCCUGCCAACUGGGGCCCGUUUUCCGCCCGCCUGGGCACCACCGCCCGCUGGCGUGAAAG